UAAGCGCGCACGCGCUUCGACGCACACCGUCAAAGAAGGGAAAUAGGAACGCGGGUCGUAUAGGGUCGGUUGCACGGUUGCACGGUGAAACGGCGAAACGGCGAAACGGUGGUGUAACGGAGCUCGGAGAGUCGUGCAGGCUGCACGGGGCGGCUGCGUGCUCGAAGCCCGAGCGGCGCUCGCGCAAUGUAGUCCCUCGGCUAUCCUUGACGCGGGAGCAUCGUCGUUUCGAAAGAGCCGCGACCUCCUGCCGUCGCGUCGCGCGCGUUGCCUUCCGCGGACACGUCCGACAACCUCGCCGCUCCUCCGACUCGGAACCACCUGAUUCCUCGGAAAUACCGCGAUUCCGAUGGAUAAACCGUUACCCUGGACGAUUACCACCUUGCGCUCGCGACAGACGAACCUUUCUUUUUAUCGACGCUUCAGUUACGAUACCGCGGAUCAAUUAUCAUCGUGAUUGUGGAGCGUAUCGCGAACCGACGAUACUCGGAUCGAUCCUCCGAGUGUGUUGUGGUGACGUAACCGGUGAAUCGUGAUUCGUGACGUGCUUACGACCCUCCAGAGACCGUCUUCUCGGUACGCGCGCCAGAUAUUUGAACGUUGAUCGUCGUUCGAUGCUUUUUUGAUUCCGAACCAGUGAAGGACCGUUAACGCGGCUUUUUCGAGCACGACGGGAAACUAGUCGCGUAAAUCCAACUUUGGCCGCGAAUCUCCGACCAGAGGCGAACAAUCGAGUGGUACGCGUAAAACACUCGUAAUACUGGCUGCACUCUCGACGACGAAACUGGGUGACGUACGGUUAUCGUUUCCAGACCGAUCGAACUUGGCACCAACUUCCUUCGCUCGCGAUUCACGCUGAAUGGAGCUACCAGGACUCGGGCCAGCUUCGCGUACGCCACGAUACGAUUGAACAUCUUCGAGAUGUUUGGAUCUACGAGAGUGAACGGUCGCUUCCUUCCUUGCGAUCUUUAACGAAAUUCUGUCGAUCGAUAGAACGCGCUGUGUUUCUGUCCACGAAAGUGGACCGUAACUUUUUUCCAUUCGCGAUCUUCCAAGGAAAUCGAUAUUGAUCUUCACGGUGCCGAGUACUCGUUGAUCGACGUUGGAUUCUUUGGAUCUCGAGGAUCGCUACUGCGAACGCAACGAGGCAACGAAUUAACGCGUUUAGUUUCGGUAUAGAAAAGUGAAUACUCGAACGAGAUCGGGACAUCGUCGGUACUCGAAGCGUCGAAUAUUUGCCAGUCAACGUCGGAUGCUUUGGAUCUCGAGUACUACACAACGACCGAAACGUUUAGCAAGUGAAAAGUGUUUUUAUGUACCAAAGUGAACUGUAACCUUCGUUAUCUCGGAAUCGGCAGCGCAUAUCGUGCUCGUCCAUCGACGAUUCGCUCGUAUCGUGAUUCUGUAUCCGAAAGGGAAAAACGUUUUGCUAAGCGAACAAGGAUCGCUUGCCGUAUCGCGCGAAACCCUCUCGAAUCCCAUGGGACGCUGGAGGUGAAAAGCUGUCGGUGAAUCAUCUCGAGGUCUGUUUUCCCGAGCAUUCGUGUGACACGGAUACGUGCGCGGUGUCCGUGGCGUGAAAAAUUCUCUGGUAUUGUUCCGGUGUUCGCUUUGUACGCUCGGUAGAAUCGGAAUAAACACCGUUAUCGAGCGAUCGCGAGGUUACGACAAAUGCUUACGCUCGAUCAACUCCGCGAUUAACUCUCGCGUAUACCAGACAAUGGACUGAUGAGGCUCUAAACAAGUUCGUCGAGCGAAACCACGCUAGUUCCAGACAAUGCGACAGUGUAACGACGUGCGACGAAGAAGAGAACGCUCGAUGAAACGUGUGUAACGAGGAAAUUACUUUAACGAGUGCCGUCUAAUGCAUCGCGAACGAUGUUGCGGUGGUGAAAAGGCAUAUGAAAGCCUUCGUGGUUAUCCCUCCUCUCCCUCCUCUCUCUCUCUCUCUCUCUCUCUCGCUCUCCUCUCUCUCUCGCUCUCCACCUGUCAUUUCGACGGAUCUUAUACGAGCUGAAACUAUAGUGGCACGCUAACGUCGACAAAAUACUCGUACCGUUAAUUACGUUCAUUAGCGGUUCGCGUAACGGCAACGUUCCCGUUACAUUUUCUGCCUGUGACCGUGGAGAAUAAUUUGCCCGCUGGAAUUCGAAACCGCCCCGUUGCUGCUGCCCGUUUGUUUCGUAAGAAGAAAGAACGAGCAAAGUCGGUCAAGUUGACGGAAUGAAUACGCGGUGUGUUCGUAAGAUUCGGUCGUUUCUCUUUCGCGUGUAACGCGUCGGUGAUGUCGCGAAACGAAACAUUCGUAAUCGAGUAAAACGGUGUCGUUCGUCGAGAAGAAAAAUCGUACGUAUAACGAUCCAGUGAAAUGUCAAGUUGUUCGAGAAACUACCAGUGUUAGCGAAACUAGUUCGUCCAUCAGAUACGCAACUGCGGAGUUAAAAGACUGAAAUGCGUGUGAGAUAGUAUAUCAAUAUGUGAAAGAACUUCCGCCGAGGAACAAGCGAUGUCUACUUCUCUUCCGGUGCUCGUCUGUUUUAUCAUUUCUUUUGGUGGUAUAGCGUCAUGUCUACGAAACUUUCGAACCGACUUUCUGGAGGAAUGGCCGACUCCUGGGACGGGGCCCCAUUUCGACACCUCCAUGCAGUCGAACUUCACCGGCUUGGUGGGGAAAACAGUGCACUUGGUGUGCAAAGUGAAGAACCUAGGAAAUCGAACCGUUUCCUGGGUGAGGCAUCGAGACAUACACCUGUUAACGGUCGGUCGUUACACCUACACCAGCGACCAACGUUUCGAAGCUCUGCAUUACCCUCACACCGAAGAAUGGACCUUGAGGAUACGAUAUCCACAGCGCAAGGAUUCCGGGAUUUAUGAGUGCCAAAUAUCAACGACACCGCCUAUCGGUCAUGCUGUCUACCUAACGAUAGUUGAACCGAUUACUAUAAUAGUUGGAGCUCCCGAUCUAUUCGUGAACAAAGGGAGCACCAUUAAUCUGACUUGCGUCGUGAAAUACGCUCCAGAACCGCCGCCCAUGAUGAUCUGGAGUCACAAUACGGAGGUAAUUAACUUUGACUCACCGAGAGGUGGUAUCAGCCUGGUGACGGAGAAAGGACCGGAAACCACUAGUCGUUUAAUGAUCCAGAAAGCGGUGCCCAGCGAUUCCGGAAUUUACACUUGCGAGCCAAGCAACGCGAAUCCCAGCAGCAUCAAAGUGCACGUUGUUAACGAAGAACAUCCGGCUGCCAUGCAUCACGGAGAUGGAAGUUCUUCGUACGCCAAGACACGACCGAUCUGUUUUAUAAUUUUAAUAGUAGCUAACGUAAUAUUUAUAUAAGAAGAAGAGUGGAAGAAUAAACGAAAGAAGAAAAGAUAAAAUACAUACCCGAUACGAUAAUACAGCGCGAUUCGAUCGAAUCGCAUCGCCCAUGAUCGUUAACGUUCUUUGGGUAUAUAUUUGCGCAGGGUAAAACCGGAUAUUACCUACAUUUACAUUAAAUUUCCGUGACCAAAGAGUUUUCGAAUAUCAGCACGGCACAAUAAUCGGUAAGAGUGUAGUAUUUUGUUAAGAUAUAUCAUCAAGAACGAAUAAACUUACGACGUCAAAAUUUAUUGUAUUAUUUGUAAAUAAAUUUACUGUAUGUACAUAUCAAUAAAACGAUUGUCUUUAA
Messenger RNA from Megachile rotundata (alfalfa leafcutting bee), 3668 nucleotides. Its product is annotated as defective proboscis extension response 8. The record is from RefSeq and is a predicted model, not a curated record. NCBI's taxonomy places the organism in Eukaryota, Metazoa, Arthropoda, Insecta, Hymenoptera, Megachilidae. Gene Ontology annotation, biological process: synapse organization. Gene Ontology annotation, cellular component: neuron projection membrane.